ACACAUGCUAUUUGACAACUGCAACAUCUAAAAUGCUGCUGUGUGUACCAAAAAAAUAAUAUUUUGUUUGUUGUUAUUAUAAUUUAUUUUUCAAGCAGUUUUUGUCUGAAAUCCUAAAGGAUCUUUAAUUGAUUAAUUUAUUCAGUGGUAAAUAGGGUCUGGAUUUAAAUAUUAUUGAUACACUGUCAGUAACUUGCAAGCAAUGGCAUUAAUGAAAUCAAAAGAAAUACCCAAAGAUGCUGUUAGACUUGAUGAAGAGGAAGCUAUUAAAUAUGCCUGGGAAUUUGUAGGAGAGUGGAAACCGGUUUCAGAUAUAUGGGCAUUGCUGUAUGGGCCAGGUGUCCUAGGUGGUGUAAAUGCAAUAUCUGGUGUUUUCAUCAACAAUCACUUUAGAAACAAACUUAAGCUUGGACAAUAUGGUUUUUUUUCAUCAGUUAUCCCUGUAUCUGUAAUACCUGGAAUUUUAACACCUUUGUUUCAUAGAUAUUUCGUAUCUACAAAUAUGCUUCUCAUGAAAAAUGAAACAUGUCCACUUUGUUAUGAGAUCCGUUCUACAGCAAUACAGCUUUCAUUGGGAAUUGCAUAUCCUAUGAUUUUGGCACCAACAGCUUCUAUGAUGUUGACUCACAGAUAUGCAACCUCCAGGAUACCAGAUCUAUAUGAAGGACCCAAGGUUAUAUUCAAUUUUAUAAGAAAACUAGCAAGACCUUUCAACGGUACCUUGGCAUUUCUUGCAGGCGCCCAAGCUAUCACUUCAGCUGUAAUCACAUAUUUAGAAAUGAAAAGCACUCUAACACUGAAAAGGAAGGUUACGGAAAUAGAAAAGAAAUUAGAAAUGGAGGAAAGCUUUGGGUAGUUAUGUUAUGUGCAAGCCAAUCAUAGUUUGAAAUUGUAAAUAGAUGUAUUUAAAUUAUCACUAAAAUCUUUUAAUUGUGAAGUGUUUAUGACACUGUCACCUAUGAUUUUGUUGUCUCAUAUGAAAUAGGGAACAAUCUAUUGAAUUUAACUUAAGUUUUAUGUAUUACUUACAUAGCAUUUGAAUUCACUGCAAAGUUAAUAUUAAAAACAGGAAUGUGCAAAUAAUAACCAGGGGUAUUAAAGUAUUUUUUAAGUAAAAAUAAUGUAAAAAAAAAACUCUAUGUUUUAAGUAACCUAUAAUAUUAGUUAAUUAAUUAUUAUAAUUAUCAAUUACAAAAAACGGACAACAAACUAUGCACAAAAUCUUUAUCUGAAAAGUACACUUGCUAAAUUUGAACACAUGCAAAACUUCCUCUAUUGCACCUGUACAUACUCCAAGCCAUUAAAAAAAGUUAAUACUAUAACUUGACUACAAAGCCUAUUUAUCCAGUAUCACAAUAUUCUUUAUUACUUAUAUUUGAAAAUAUCAGUACAAUUAUUUUAAUUGAGAAGGUGAUGUACGUACAAUCAACCGCAAGUCAGGCUAUACAUGAUUUUAAACCUUAAUGUUUAAGAGUAAAAUUUAAAACCAAUUGUAGAAAUUUCACAUCGUGACGUGCAGUUGUGUACAAGAGAAAUUCUUCCUUUAUUUUAGAUUAUGUUCAAAAUUAUAAUACCUUGCCUUGUAACAUAAAACCUAUAUUGCAAUUAUAAUGCAAUACUUAUACAGUCUUAUGUAUCAGUGAAGUUCUAUAAAAUAAUAUAAAAGUUGUACUGGCUAAAUUAAUCAAUGAGCAACCAACCAAAAUGAGCCAAGAAAUCGCCCGCACCACUCGGACCUCAUCAUAUCAAACAAUUCCAAUUACCCACUAACUUCACUGAACUCUAAAGAUGUGCAUCCGUUUGCCCGUACACUAUGUUACCUCAUUUUAGGGGUUACGUAUCCAAUGGGUUUUACGCACCUUUUAUACUCGUACACAAACUUCGCUAUCCGUCCAUCUGUGUGUCUGUCCAUCCAUAUAUCACUAGGCUAUGUCAUAAACCGUAAUAAACAGUUAAAAUUUUCACAGAUACCUAACUAUAUACUACAAAACAUAAUAAAAUACAUAAAUGUUUAAGGGGGC
This is a messenger RNA of Diatraea saccharalis (sugarcane borer), 2021 nucleotides long. Lineage: Eukaryota; Metazoa; Arthropoda; Insecta; Lepidoptera; Crambidae. The record is from the annotation of a GenBank genome assembly.